Messenger RNA from Lasiodiplodia theobromae, 1959 nucleotides. RefSeq names its product Ankyrin repeat protein. The coding region runs from base 1 to 1959 and encodes 652 amino acids. The transcript is spliced from 4 exons. Gene Ontology annotation, cellular component: membrane. The record is from RefSeq and is a predicted model, not a curated record. Gene Ontology annotation, biological process: arachidonate metabolic process. NCBI's taxonomy places the organism in Eukaryota, Fungi, Ascomycota, Dothideomycetes, Botryosphaeriales, Botryosphaeriaceae.
AUGUCAAACCAAAGAAAAGUCUAUUUCUUCGCACCUACUUGGGACUACGCUCCUGAUGGCGGACCGAUUCAGCUCGGGAACAUCGUCACCUCGCCCAAGAAGCCAGCCGACCCGCUCAACACCCAUUUCCAUUCCAAACCUCCCGACAAAUCUCUCUUCCCACCAACUCAGAAGUACAACUUUACAUGGAGCAAGGAGAGACAUCAGUCCGGCAAAUUCGGCAUCUGGUCCAAUUUUCUCGACUUCAUCAGCCUCAAAUUCGGCAUUAGCCGAGAAACUAGCGGCGGAGGCUUCUAUCAAUUCGAACGCAUCGAAACAAGGGAGUUCAUGCCCACGGUCGAGUAUUUGCGAGAGCAACUAGCCUCACCGAUGGUCGCUCGAUAUCUGGAAACUGGGGAACCCGUCUACAUGAUUACAGCUGUCAAGGCCGUAUAUGGUGCGAAGGCGAAGGAGACUAUUGCCAAGAAGAUUGCAGUUUCAGCGGAGUUCAAGGCACCUAUCGGUGGGGCUAGAUCUGGUGCUUCCGGAUCCGUCGGACCGGGGUUCGAAGCAAAAGUUGCAUUCGACGGCUCUUCUCCAUUCGUGUUUGCGUUCCGUCUGAGGAAGGUCAUCCUGCGCAGAAAAAAAGACAUUUCAGUCGAGGAGCACACGAAAAAAACCAUGUUCGGUCUAGCUGAGCCUCAAGUUGCAGAUUUCAUGCCUUUCUGUGUGGAAGGGGUUGCCAAUUCCGAUGCAACCGCUGAUGCAUUCGACUUGGACGAUGGAAAAGAGGCCAUUGACGACGAGAAUGAACAAUGUAUCUGCGUGGUCCCCUCGAGGGUGGGCAGAACGGUCCCACGGUUUCCAUCAAAAGAAAAAGAGCGAUAUUCGGAGAUCGUCUUUCCGAUCGAGACAAUCGAGCAGGUUCUAGAGCAUCAACAUUUUGGGAGGCUGCGAAGGCUCUUAACGCACAACUUCAGGCGCAGCAAAGACGAGCGGCUGGAGCCCUGGCAGUACUUCGACAUGAUAGGUGGAACGAGCACUGGAGGUAUCAUAGCUCUUAUGCUUGGCCGCCUAAAGAUGAGCCUCGAAGAAUGCGAAAGAGCCUAUCUCGAUCUCAGCAGAGAAAUCUUUACACCGAGAAAACAAAGCUAUCCAUUCAUAGGGCGGGGAGUCGAUCUUGUCAAUGCGUACGGGAAGUUCGACGCCAAAGUUCUCGAAAAUGCUAUCAAGAAAAUCAUUGAGGCUCGGUCUACAUCACCUGAAGUGGAGCUUCUGAGCAAUCCUGAGCCCGAAUGCAAAGUAUUUGUUUGUGCGAUACAAAGCAGCCAACACGAUACAACUCCGGCUCUUCUGCGAACCUACAAAAAUGACUCAGUAGCGGACUUGAUUUCGAAGAAAUUCAAGCUAUGGGAGGCGUGCCGUGCAACGUCGGCUGCAUCUACUUUCUUUGACCCAUUGGUAAUUCAUGAUGGGCCGAUAUCUUCGUACUUCCUCGACGGCGGGUUGAUGCUCAACAAUCCAGUCAACACUGUCUUCAAAGAAGCGCAAGAAGUCUGGGGCCGCGAGCGCCGUAUGUCUCUCAUCAGUGUUGGCGCAGGAGACGCGCCAUCCGGACAAUUCCAUGGAAACAUCAAAAAUGUCGUACAGGGACUAGCCAAGAUCGCCACCGACUCCAGAACUACUGCCGAGCAGUUCUACAGCACGCAGCUGGGCCAUCCUCAACUGGCCGGAAAUUACUUCAGGCUUAACGUCUCUGGAAUGGCUACGAUUGGCCUCGAGGAGCAUAAGUUGUGUGGCGAGAUUGAACACGCAACUCAGUAUUACCUGCAAAGCGGGGAGACCAAGACGAAAUUGGAACAAUGUAUCAAGGAGCUGCUGGAACCCGAGAGGCAAGGUACACUUACUCCACAAUUCCCGUUCCCUGACUUUCCGGAAGUUCCAAAGGGUAAUCUUCUGUCCAAAGCUGAGGGUUUCUAA